Molecule: messenger RNA, 1387 nt
Organism: Mercurialis annua (annual mercury)
Lineage: Eukaryota; Viridiplantae; Streptophyta; Magnoliopsida; Malpighiales; Euphorbiaceae
Product: 18S rRNA (guanine-N(7))-methyltransferase RID2
Exons: 10
Coding region: 143-1018 (291 amino acids)
Biological process (GO): rRNA (guanine-N7)-methylation
Cellular component (GO): nucleolus
Molecular function (GO): rRNA (guanine) methyltransferase activity
Source: RefSeq, a predicted model, not a curated record
AUCAUUGAUAGUAUAGGUAUAGUAGUUAAAUUUCCCUAAUUUGCUUCACUCUCUGUUCAAUUGGCAUCACUUGUCUGCGGCCGCCACCACCCGCAAUCUCACAACGCCACAGAUUCGUUUGUUUCGUUUUGCUCAUUAUCAGAUGUCAAGUCGGCCUGAAUUGCUAGCGCCGCCUGAAAUAUUCUACGAUGAGAGCGAAGCUCGUAAAUACACUUCUUCUUCUCGCAUUAUCGAAAUUCAGGCAAAGCUAUCAGAGAGAGCAUUAGAGCUUCUUGCUUUGCCAGAAGAUGGAGUCCCUAGAUUACUUCUUGACAUCGGUUGUGGAUCAGGACUUAGUGGAGAGACACUGACUGAAAGCGGGCACCAAUGGAUUGGCUUUGACAUUUCAGAGUCAAUGCUUAAUGUUGCGGUAGAAAGGGAGGUCAAAGGUGAUCUUUUACUUGGUGAUAUGGGCCAGGGCUUACCUCUUCGUCCUGGUGCUAUUGAUGGUGCCAUCAGUAUCUCUGCUGUUCAGUGGUUAUGCAAUGCUGACAAGUCCUCCCAUGAGCCAAGACUAAGAUUGAAGGCUUUCUUUGGAUCAUUAUACAGAUGUCUUGCAAGGGGAGCCAGAGCAGUGUUUCAAGUGUAUCCAGAAAAUACAGCGCAGCGUGUGUUGAUUUUGAAGUCUGCAAUGCAGGCGGGAUUCGCUGGUGGUGUGGUUGUUGAUUAUCCACACAGCACCAAAAGCAGGAAAGAAUAUCUGGUCCUCACUUGUGGACCACCAUCCACAACCACGGCUGCGCCUAACGGAAAAGGUGAAGAUGGAGAAAGCUACUCUGAAGAUGACAGCAGUGAAAAUGAAGAAAAUGAGACUGUUCGCUUUGGAGACAGGCGGAGACCUAAAAAAAGACAAAAAGUAACCAAGAAAGGGAAGGGAAGAGAGUGGGUGUUAAGGAAAAAGGAGCAAAUGAGAAGUAAAGGAAAUACUGUGCGUCCCGACACCAAAUACACUGCUAGAAAACGCAAGGCUCGGUUUUAAUACUCUAUUGUUUAAAACUUUAGGUUGUUGAUAUUCUAUAUUAUGGAGUUAAACGCAUACUGCCUGCUCUGUAAUUUGAAUAGCCCCUUAACUUCUCUAUCUUUUUCAAGACUCUGGUCCUGUGCCCUAAGAUCGUCGUCUACAUCAAAUAUGAGAAUGUUGGGAGAUUGGUGACCACUUCUGAAUAGAGCUGCAGUCUGCUGAAGGAUCAUGUGGAAAUAGAUUUUUGAAUUGAGUUUUGAGUAGGUGAGAAGUGAUGAGAAAAUUACUAAAGUUUUGAGUAUAAAACGAUACUGACAUAUUCAUAAAUGGCACUUUCGAUGUAUUUUUAUUUCUUUCGUUGAAAAAAUCCGUAUGCCCAUUAGCUCA